UGGAGACUUCCGCUCCCGGCAGCUUCGGGCCCUUUCGGGAGCCGGCGAGCUGGGAGCGCUUACGGCCCGCCCCCGUCCGCCUCCCUGGAGGCCUUGCGGGCUUCGGCCCUGAAGCGCGAAAGGUCUGUCUCCUCAGCCAGCCGCCGCGCAGACGCAGUGCUGAGCUCACGCCUGCGGGACAAAGAGUGACGUCUGGAGCUAGGAGUCAUGGCCGCGAUGGAGCAGAGUUUGGCGGCCGCUGGGGGCCUCGCGUCGCCGCCUGAGAAGGAGGAAGGAGCCGGCCAGAGGUCAGGUCCGGAGCGUAACUCUGCGGGCUCCUCGUCGACCCCUAAGGCCCCACCGUCUGCCCCCGAGCCCGCCAGCCCCAGUGCCGCGGUCUCUGAAGCGAUUCCUACGCUUCCCGCGGCGGCCUCCGCGGCCCUGGAGCUGCCGCUCAGGCCCGUAGCCUCGGGCUCCCCGCCGCUUCCCGAAGCCGCCCCGCGCUCCCCUGCACACCCUGGCGGUUCCCGACCCGGCCCCGAGACGUUCCGCCAGCGUUUCCGGCAGUUCCGCUACCAGGACGCCGCAGGCCCGCGGGAGGCGUUCCGGCAGCUGCGGGAGCUCUCGCGCCAAUGGCUGCGACCCGACAUCCGCACGAAGGAGCAGAUCGUGGAGAUGCUGGUGCAGGAGCAGCUGCUCGCCAUCCUGCCCGAGGCGGCGCGGGCUCGGCGGCUUCGCCGCCGCACCGAUGUGCGCAUCACGGGCUGAGCGGCGGAGCUUCGGGCGGCCGGGGCCGGACGUUCCCUGGCGACGACGAUCAAGUCCGGGGACUGAACCUGGCUCUCCAUUACGCGUUCCUGAGAAAUGACUUUCUGGCAGCUCCAGUCGUCUAAUGUCCGUUUCGUUAGUCCUUUACUGUUUGUUUUCCCGAGCCUGUUUCCUUCCGACCUCCUUUUUGGCUGGUGGCAAGGCCAAGUUGGGAGCCCAUGAGAAUAAAGUCUUUGUUUUCUGUUCA
Messenger RNA from Suricata suricatta (meerkat), 994 nucleotides. It is a transcript of the gene SCAND1, whose product is annotated as SCAN domain containing 1. The transcript has a single exon. The record is from RefSeq and is a predicted model, not a curated record. Bases 208 to 747 code for a protein of 179 amino acids. Lineage: Eukaryota; Metazoa; Chordata; Mammalia; Carnivora; Herpestidae.